This is a messenger RNA of Leishmania braziliensis MHOM/BR/75/M2904, 1194 nucleotides long. RefSeq lists its product as hypothetical. NCBI's taxonomy places the organism in Eukaryota, Euglenozoa, Kinetoplastea, Trypanosomatida, Trypanosomatidae. The record is from RefSeq and is a predicted model, not a curated record. Bases 1 to 1194 code for a protein of 397 amino acids. Gene Ontology annotation, molecular function: protein binding. Gene Ontology annotation, cellular component: mitochondrial matrix. The transcript has a single exon.
AUGAAGCCGCUCGCGCCAUUUGUGUGUCGGCUGCCGAGUCGCCGCAUUCUGCGUGUGCGUGGCACGGACGCGCAUGAAUUUCUGCAAGGCAUCUUCACCAACGACCUCCACGAACUGCACCCUAAUGGCAGCAUGUAUGGGUGUUUUCUCUACUUCACUGGCCGCGUCCUGUGCGACGCGCACUUGUACCAGUGCAAGCAGCUCCACGAGAGACAGGCCUCCAUCCUCGUUGACGUGCAUGAGAGCAGUGUAGCCGAGCUGCUUGACCACCUGACGGAGAUGAAGAUGCGCAAGAAGGUUCACAUCGAUGAUGUCGGCAAAGAGCUCGUUGUGCUAGCCGCCUUGGAGGAGACGUCCGCAGCUCCGCCCACUGGCGCAGAUGCGCAACGCAGCAGUAAUUUUGGGAGUAGCAGUGAUGCGAGGGUGAGCUCCGUCACGUCGUCGUCCCCAAAGACGCUGGAGGAGCGGCACACUGAGUGCUUCGCCGAUCCACGCAAUAAUGCGCUAUUUCCACAAUCGCCGCCGCCCUACUGCAAGCCUGCGUCGGAUUCAGAAGAUGCAGCGGCGACAUUCGUGACGGGACCUCCUCCCACCUCCUCCCUACCGCCCGCCACCGACUCUGUCGCGACGCCACUUAACUGGUUUCUGCGGAGGUGCGUCGUGCCCGCCACGUGGGCCCCUCCGCUCUCCUCUGUCGACCCCUACACGACACUCCUGUACAGCCGGGGCAUCGGUGAGGGGCCGGGUGUGUUCAAGAACAAGAGCCUCCCGUUCGAAGGGAAUUUGGACUUCCUAAAGGGCGUCAGCUUUCACAAGGGGUGCUACCUUGGGCAGGAACUCACGCACCGAACCCACGUCAUGCUCGUGACGCGAAAGAGGACGGUGCCGCUCCACUUCGGCCCCACGAGUGGGGGGCCCCCAGCGGUGAGCACCACCACUGACGACGGCGCCGUCGCGACAACGCGGCCGGUAGAGAUAGGGGAGCCCCUCUACUCAGCUGCAAAGGAAAAGAUCGGUGUGGUGACGGGCGUGUGCGGCCAAGUCGGCGUUGGCCUUCUUCGCCUCCGCUAUGUGGACAAGGCAACUCACACGGUGCCGGGACUGCAGCUGAAGGAUGGCACGCCGGCGCAGACACACUUACCUGACUGGUGGCCGCUCAAAGAGGUGAGGAGGCUCCUGAAGAACAAUGCCUGA